CCAAACAUCACGUGUCCCUGGAUGACUACCAGCCCGCUUGUCCGGCAGUGCCUCACCCUCCUCUUCCACUCCAAGAACUCCUCGAGCCCGCUCGCUCCCGCCACCGCCGCCCAGCUCCACACGCUCCUUCUCACGUCCGGUCACCUCCACUGUAAUAGCCUUCGUCUCGUCUUCCUUUCGUAAUGUGCCUGCGGCCGCCCCUUCCAUGCCCGCAACCUGCUCGCUCAAAUGCCUCACCCGCCUCCGGUUUCCUUCUCCAACACCCUCCGCUCCUACGCCGGCCUCGGCUUCCACCGAGGGGCCCUCUUUCUCUACUCCCAUAUGCGCGCCUUCGACCACCUCACCUUCCCCUUCGCCGCCAAGGCUUGUGCUGGCCUCCGCCUCGGCCGCCGUGGGCGCUCCGUGCACUGCCGCGCGAUCGCGGCGGGCUUCGGCAGCGACACGUACGUGCAGAACGCGCUCGUUUCCAUGUAAUGUACAUGAGCUGCGGUGACGUGGUCGCGGGGGAGGCGGUGUUUGGCGCGAUUCAGAACCGGACAGUCGUGUCGUAGUCAUUGCUGGGUGCGUCAAGAACGGCCGUGCAGAGAGGGCGUUGGAGGUGUUUGAGAAGAUGAUGGGUGGUGGCGUCGGCGUUGACCGUGCCACGGUUGUCAGUCCUGACAGCUUGUGCGCAAACAGAGGACUUAAGCACUGGAAGAUCUGUGCACAGGUUGGUUGAGGAGAGUGGCUUGGGGGCCUAUGUCACGGUGAAGAAUGCAUUGAUCGACAUGUAUGGUAACUGCGGGAGCUUGGAAGAUGCAAGAAGAAUGUUUGACGACGACAAAUAUGAUAAGGAUGUUGUUUCUUGGACGGCGAUGAUUGGUGCUUGCGUGCUGAAUGACCAUGCGGGCAAGGCCUUGGCUCUUGGUUGUGAGAUGCUGAUGACCAGUGAAGCAUGGCCCAAUGGAGUCACCAUGGCGUAUCUACUUCCAGCUUGUGCUAGCUUGCCGUCAGGGAAACGUGCCAAGUGCACACAUGCGUUGUGCAUUAGACUUGAGCUUGAAUCAGACAUUGUUGUUGAGACUGCACUUGUUGACAGUUAUGCAAAAUGUGAUCAUAUGGAGAUGAUAGAGAUGAUGGUCGAGAAAGGAUCGCGAUGGACAGAAACGUGGAAUGCAGCAAUCUCUGGUUAUACUCACAGAGAACAGCAAAAGAAAGCUAUAGAGCUGUUUAAGCGGAUGAUUGCAGAAUCAGUGCGCCCAGAUCCUGCAACAAUGGCAAGCGUCCUCCCAUCCUAUGCAGAAUCUGCGGACCUGGUACAAGCGAAGAACAUCCACUGCUGCUUACUGACUCUGGGAUUUCUUGGGAGUACAGAAAUUGUCACCGGUUUGAUCGAUGUGUAUGCCAAGGUCGGUGAUUUUGAGGUGGCAUGGGCGCUCUUCCAGUGGUUACCUCAAAAGGACGUUGUUACAUGGACUACGGUUAAUGCUGGGUAUGGCAUGCACGGACAUGCCCGAACUGCCAUCCUGCUAUAUGACAGGAUGGUGGAAUUGGGGGUGAAGCCGAACACCGUCACCAUCACCAGCCUUCGGCUGUUCAACGACAUGCGUAACGUCCAUGACCUGAUGCCAAAUGCCAAGCACUACUCGUGACUGGUUGACAUGCUUGGGCGUGCUGGGUGGAUCGAGGAGGUGCACCGCCUCAUCGAAGACAUGCCAUUCGAGUCGAGUACCUCGGUGUGGGGGUGCUCUGCUGGGUGCCUGUGUUCUACACGAGAAUGUUGAGUUCGGGGAGGUUGCGGCAAAGCAUUUGUUUGAGCUUGAACCGGAGAAUACUGGGAACUAUGUGUUCCUUGGGAAGGUAUAUGCCACUGCUGACAGAUGGGGCGAUGUUCAAGAUCUACGGGGAAUGGUGGCAAAAAGGGGUCUUUGCAAGGAACCGGGAUCAAGUUUAGUCGAUGCAAGGUCUGAAUCGUGCCAGACCUCAAUGCAGUAGAACUGAGAAGCAAUUAUCAAUUUCUCUUAAUGGACUGCUAGGCGAAUGCACACCAAAGAAGACAGAAUAAACAGAAACACACCAAAUGCACAGCUUGUAGGUUUGACGCUAAAAAUUAUUCUGCCGAGACAGAAGGAUGUUAAUUAUAGCGACGGGUGGUGGCGCGCAUGUUGGUUGCUCACAACGCUUCUGGUUCUCACACACGAAGGAGGGGACGUGCUUGGUCAAAAUGCCCCUCCCCGGGCUUGGUGGCAUCAUGCAAGCCUCCAUCCCCGUUUUCCACAUCCCUUUCUCUCCUCCUCGCAGCACCGCUGUUUGUUUCUAAACCAGAGGAAGAAAGGAAGGAAGAGAAACCAUCAACCAUGUCAAACUCGGCGUCAGGAAUGGCCGUCUGUGACGAAUGCAAACUCAGGUUCCUGGACCUUAAGGCGAAAAGGAGCUUCCGUUUCAUUGUGUUCAAGAUCAACGAGAAGGUGCAGCAGGUGGUGGUGGACAGGGUUGGCCAGCCGGAUGAGAGCUAUGAUGACUUCACCGCCUGCUUGCCCGCUGAUGAGUGCCGCUACGCGGUGUUUGAUUUUGACUUUGUUACUGAUGAGAACUGCCAAAAGAGCAAGAUCUUCUUCAUCUCUUGGUCCCCAGAUACGUCAAGGGUGAGGAGCAAGAUGUUGUACGCGAGCUCCAAGGACCGGUUCAAGAGGGAGCUCGACGGCAUCCAGGUAGAGCUACAAGCAACUGACCCGAGCGAAAUGAGCAUGGACAUCAUAAAGUCGCGAGCGCUCUGAAACAACCCGGUCAUUCACUGCACCCUCCAGGAGCAAAAGGCGUUAUUGCAUCAGCUCCCGGCCUUGCAAUUUCGUCUGUUGGUGACGGUCAUCCGUUUUCGUGUCAUUGUUUUCCUGGAAGCAAAGUGUUGCAUUAUGUAUGAGACUGAUGCCGUUUUCCCUUUUCCCGUCUCUGCUGUAGUCCUGCUACUGCUGUAAACUAGAACUUAUUUGCGUUUCAAGACUUGGAUAUUUUAUCUCGUGGCAUUGUCGAGUCAUUCAUGUGUCUAUGCAAUGCUAGUUGUGAAGCCUAAUGUACCGUAGUUAAUCACCGAAUUUUCACAAGCUUGAU
Messenger RNA from Phragmites australis (common reed), 3087 nucleotides. RefSeq names its product actin-depolymerizing factor 1-like. Gene Ontology annotation, molecular function: actin filament binding. Gene Ontology annotation, biological process: actin filament depolymerization. The coding region runs from base 2142 to 2756 and encodes 204 amino acids. The record is from RefSeq and is a predicted model, not a curated record. Lineage: Eukaryota; Viridiplantae; Streptophyta; Magnoliopsida; Poales; Poaceae. Gene Ontology annotation, cellular component: cytoplasm; actin cytoskeleton. The transcript has 5 exons.